ACGGUCAGUUCAAAAGUUAUUAGGCUAUCUCCACCAGGUGCGCUACAGAGUAGUCUGAAUUAACAGCUGAUUUGUGAUACAUAUUUCAAUAUGUAUCGUGCGUUUACUGUCCAUGGACAAUAACAUGGUCGGUUGAAAUAUUCGUGCGGUGGAGUAGUUGCUGUCACUUAAUUGUCAACCGGGUUGUCAAAAAUUAAUCGAGUUAUUAGGCUGUGUACGCUGACGAAGUCGGCAGUACCAGGAGGAACUGGGAGUACUCCGGAGCAAACAGGAAGGGAAUCGUUCCUGUAUUCUCUUCCUCUUUUUUUUUUCUUCUGGCAGCAAACCGGAGUAAAAAGGAGCAUGAAUUGUUUGCUCCGGAGACACAUCGGUGUACUGGAACAAACAAUAUAAACGCUGUUGGACUAUACCAGUAUAUGAAAAGGCAACUGGCGGGCUAUAAUAUAUGCUGACGCGCGGCUGAUAGUUAUUGGAACUUUGUUCGACACUAAUUGUGGUUCUGAGAAAUCCCCUAGUCAAGCGUGAUGAUCCACAGGAAAAGAAGUUCAUUUUAAGCUGAUGAAAACUAACGAAAACGAAACAUUUGGUUUGGCUUAGCAAGCCAAUGCAAGAUGCACCCUAAUGAAAAAAUUCCGGCGCUAGCUUAGUCUUGUCAGUAAGCUAGUGUCGGAUUCUGAUGAGACGAAGUUGAAAAACAAAUUCCAUAGCUAGUUUAUAGGUUUUUCCACCUUUCAGUUCUACCUUUGGAACCAAAAAUGGAUAAGGUACGAUCAGUUGGCUGUGACAUCUGUGGCAAACUUUGUACCAGUAAUAGUAACCUAGCCGCUCACAAGCGAGUCCACACGGGGGAAAGGCCUUACAAGUGCAACUACUGUGGCAAAGCAUUCAAUCGAAACGGCAAUUUGAAGCAACACGAGAGCAUACAUUCGGACGAACGACGUUCUACCAAAAAUGAUAAGGUACGAUCAAUUAGCUGUGACAUUUGUGGCAAGCUUUUUAUCAGCAACAGUCACCUGAUUGUCCACAAGCGAGUUCACACGGGGGAAAGGCCCUACAAAUGCAACUACUGUGACAAAGUUUUUCCCGCCCAGGGCGAGUGGAAGAAGCACGAAAGAACCCAUACCGGCGAAAAGCCUUACGUUUGCAAAGUAUGUGGUGAGGCAUUUGGGAAAAGUAACCAGCUACUGAAGCACAAAAUAAGCCAUGCCGGCCAGUCACCGCAUAAGUGUGAUGUGUGCGGAAAAGAAUUUCGAGAAAAAGGUAUUCUCAAAACUCACAUGUAUACCCAUUCUGAUGAAAGGCCACUCCAAUGUGACAUAUGUGGCAAAGAAUUCAAGCACAAAGGCAAUUUGCUGCAACACAAACGCAUACACACGACAGAACGACCGUUCAAAUGUGACAUCUGCGGUAAGGCUUUCCUCGAAAACUGCGCACUCAAUUUGCAUAAAGAAAUUCACAUACCCGACAAACAGUACAAAUGUGACGUGUGUGGUUGGAAGUUUACUCAGAAAUAUACCCUAAUGAAGCACCAACGCACUCACGUCAGCGAGCCACAGUACAAAUGCGAAUUGUGCAACGCUGCCUUCUACGUCAACAGUAGACUGAAGGUUCACCUGCGCUCGCAUACUGGAGAGAAGCCCUUCCAAUGUGACAUUUGUGGUAAAUGUUUUUCAAUCAGUGGUGCAAGGAGAAUACAUGUGUUACGUCACACCGCCCAACGCGACCACAAGUGUCCAAUUUGUGAUCGGGCAUUUUACUUUCCAAAAGAUGUGAACUGGCACAUGCGCAUUCAUACCAAAAAAGCUUUGCAACGGGGUAAUGCGAGGGACGAAUCCACUUAGAAGCAAAAAGAAUUGUGAAACUUCGAGUAGUAGCUGUUGUGUACCCAAAUAUUUGGUACAAUACUAAAUUAUACUCUAAAAUAGGUUAAGCUGAUCUGGCGUACCUGCCUUUGCAGAUUUUCAAAUAAAACAGACUGGGAGACGUCGGUCUCUCAUUUCUCAGAUAAAGUUAAGCUUCGGAGUGUUUAAUAGAGUGGUUCCUGACUGUACAUCACGGUGGUCGGAUUCAACGUUGGAUUCAUCGUUUUGA
Molecule: messenger RNA, 2091 nt
Organism: Topomyia yanbarensis
Lineage: Eukaryota; Metazoa; Arthropoda; Insecta; Diptera; Culicidae
Product: zinc finger protein 239-like
Exons: 3
Coding region: 756-1841 (361 amino acids)
Source: RefSeq, a predicted model, not a curated record